Morone saxatilis (striped sea-bass) is the source of this 2659-nucleotide messenger RNA. RefSeq names its product KIAA0513 ortholog. NCBI's taxonomy places the organism in Eukaryota, Metazoa, Chordata, Actinopteri, Moronidae. The coding region runs from base 438 to 1709 and encodes 423 amino acids. The record is from RefSeq and is a predicted model, not a curated record. The transcript is spliced from 13 exons.
CUCCGUCUCGAGCAAAAACCUACGACGCACAAACAGCAGUAAGGAGGAGCAGCCCUUUCCCACUGCCAGCACGGACAUUUCAUAUACACCCUCGGACUGAUGUGGGGUAUCCCCGUUUACCUGAAAAGACCAGCGGCUAACGUUACAGGAAACGUCAGCCUUUUGCUGUGUUUAUUCAGCGCUGCUUCCUAUCUGUCAAGUGCGCCCAGUCCAGCUACUUGAACUCACUGAUGCAUUGGGUUUGUGAAUUCACUUGAUGUCAGCACCCUCGGGGGUGGGAGGGUCUGCAAAAUCCAAACCCAAUAAUAACAGUGACCUCAGCUGAAACCUCCAACUAGCAACUACGUAUGUGUCCACCCUCAUGUUCCUGCAGAGCACCGAAUAGCUCACUCUGAAAGCACUGUUGCAGAGCUAAAAGAAAGGGACUUAAUUCCCACAUGGAGGGCGUCGCAGUGGACAACCUAAUAGACUUUGACAUGCCCUCAGAGGCCACAACUCUUGGUGUAGAUGUAGGCCAGGAACAAGGCCAUACAGACCUUUUCUCCCCAGAGCCGGCGUCUUCCAUGGGAGUCCACCAGAAGCCCUUACUGCCAGAGCCCAUGGUGCCAACUGAGCCCAGCUCUCACCACCACCGCCACCACCACCCAGAGGAAGGAGAUAAUGACAGCGAUGCUACAGAGUCGGCAGACAGCGAGAACGACAUGGACCCGCCCUCUCAUAUGUGGGAGCUGAGGAGGUCGUCCUCUUCAUCAGCUCACAGUGGAGAGGACGCUGACACUGAGACAGUGGAGAGGAGGCAGUUCAUGAAGGCUUAUGUGGAGAAGGUGUUUCAUGGAAAGGAGGACUUUGACCAGGAAGAGAAGGCUCGUUUUGGAGAGCUGUGCAGCGGAGAAAACGGCAAAGGCAGGGAGUGGUUUGCCAAAUACGUCAGCGCACAGCGCUGCCACUCUAAAUGUGUGAGUGAAGCCACCUUCUACCGACUGGUGCAGUCCUUUGCAGUUGUACUCUUCGAAUGUUACCAGAUGGACGACUACAGCCCGGCCAAAAACCUCAUGACUAUGUGCUUCACAUACUACUACAGUGGGAAGUCCCCACCAUCUCCCUCGGAGCUUCUGGAUCGCGGUGGUCCUCCACCUGGUCUGGACUCGUACCUCAACAAGGCCAACUUCUGGCUGUCUGGGAAGAAGGAUGCCGCUGAGCGCCUCCUUAAAAACACAUCAAAGACUGACGUCAAAGGCUUCUUCGGAGGCCUAGAGAGCAAGUUGAGGAGCUCAAUGGCUCCCAAGACAGAGGAUGGGGAAAGCCCAGUUGAGACAAAGCCCAUAUCACCAGUGUCUGAGGCUCCAGAGGAUAAGAAAGCAGAGAAGGUGUACCUGUACACCCACCUGAAGCAGCAGCCCAUCUGGCAUACACUACGAUUUUGGAAUGCUGCAUUUUUUGAUGCCGUCCACUGUGAAAGGAAAAAAAGAUCGCCAACCACAAGGGAGAAGUGGUGUCAUAUGACCCAGGAGGAGAGGGACGACAGCUCCAAAAUCGAUGAGAACAUCGCCUUCGGCCAACUUGGGACAUUCUCUCACAACAUGCUGGCGUUUGGGCUCAGUAAGAAGCUCUGCAAUGACUUCCUGAAGAAGCAGGCAGUGAUUGGGAACCUGAAUGAAGAACAGUACAAGUUGCUGAGUGACCACAUAGAGAAAAUGGCAGCAGAGUGAGUUUGAGGACAGCAGACUGCAUUUCAAAUUUCCACACAACAGACUGACAGCACACAAACAUCAGCGAUUUCUUUUCAACUCAACAUCACAGUGACCAACUCUCCGUCUGACUGCGUUUGUGUGGUGCGCUGCUGAAACCAUCACCCGCUGUACUGAACUGUGCCAUAUUGUAGCAAACCCUGUUUAUCCAACUUAGUGCUCCUGUAUCAGCAAUAAUACAACGCCAUCAGCUGGUGCAUACUUUAAUAUCUCUAACACCUCUGUUUGUGACCUGCUUUACAAAGACUAGCAGCAUAAAGAGAAACCAUCCAGUAUAAACCGCCUCAGUGUCACUCUGGAUUUAUACUUCUUAUUAUAUACAUUGUGUGUAGAUUAUAUAUCCUCUAUGCUGUUUUAUUCUGUGUUUCCUUGGUAACCAUAUUUAUUAUAUGUUGGUUCGUUGUUGAAACUGUGCUAGUAUCGUCGCUAGUAUCGUCCUGCCUUAUUACAUUUUCUGUAAAUGUCUAUAUACAGUUCAAACCAGACCUGGAUACAGUGUAAUAGUACAUGGCAAUAAUAACUCUACCCUAUUCAGGUGGGUCAGGUCAGUUUUCAAUCAGAAAAACUUUGAUUUAAUUUAAUCAUGGGUUUUUAAAAUGGCAAAAACAGCAACCCUCCAUGCCUCUUCUUAAAGAAAAAGUUUAAUAUUUGGAGAAAAACAUGUUCUUGUUGAGUUAGACAAGAACAUUAUACCACUCUCAUGUCUAUACAUGAAGCUACAGCAAUGAAACAGUUAGCUUAGCUUAGCAUAAAGCCUGGAACAAAGGGAAACUGCUAGCCUGGCUCCACCCAAAGGAAACAAAAUCCACCUAGCAGCACCUCUAAAGCUCGACAAUUAACACAUAUUUUGUUUGUUUAAUCCAUAAUAAAUUUUUGGCAGACAAAGGACAUCCCUAAAAUCCUUCAUCCAG